AUGGCAUCAAGUUUAUUUAAUAUAUCUACGUACAGCCGUUUUAAUUUAUCAGAUAGUGAGUCAGAUAUAACGGUGUUUGUCAAAGAAUAUGGCUAUCGCAUUAAAAAGCAACUCGACCAUGAGCAAAUCGGUGGUAGAUCUUCGUUCACUUCCUUCGUCGAGAAGAACAUUAAGCCACCCAACCUUACAUGGGUUGAUGACAAUUAUAACAAAUUCAUGAGAGAUACCCCAAACGAAUGCUUGACGAGCCUGAGUUAUUUGUCCGAGUAUGGGUUUAUUACAUCGAUGGAGUAUACGCCGGAUGGUGAGGGGAUUGUCGUUGGACAUUCUUCUGGACUUAUUCAGAUGCGGCACGGCAGCACUGGCGCCGUGCUUUGUACGCUCCGAAACAUUCAGUUCCCGCCAAAGCCUGUGUACGCGAUUGAAUACAGCCGCGUGGAAGAACGCGUUUGCUAUGCUGCAUGCACAGAUGGCGCUGUUUAUAGAAUUGAGAUUCCUAAUCUCGUGGCAUCCACAGAAGAUCCGCCGCAAUAUUGUAUUCGAGCGGACCCCGCUCUCGAGUAUUUAAAUACACAGUAUUACGGUGCACCUGGUAUUUCUUCCUCCGCUGUACCUUUUAUUACACAGAGAUCGCCAGCGCUGUCUUUGGGGUUAUGUGCUGACGAAGCAAAGCUUAUUGUCGGUUACGCUGAUGGAUCAAUAAAAGUAUACGACAUGGAGACUCAAGAGGCGGAAACAACGUACAAAGUGCAUAAGCUGCGUUUACAGUUCAUACCAAAGAAACUGCAACGCAUGCACUAUGGUCAAGUGUGUGCGUUGCGAUGCCACGAGGAGAGACCGUGUGUCUUUGCUAGUUCAGCGUGGGAUAAGACGUUGAGAAUUUGGGACACUAGAUGCCAAGUUGGCUGCGUAACGACAUUCGAAGGAGUUGAUGUGUGCAGCGAUAGCAUUGAUUUGAAUAGGGAUCACUGCAUAGUUGGCAGCUGGCAGCCGACUGAAGCUCUCACAGUAUGGGACAUCGUGGCAAAGAAACGGCUCAACAUAAUCCGAGUGCAGAACCGAAGGCCAGAUAUCGAUGGUGAAUACAUUUACGCCUGUCGGUAUUGGAGGUCCAUGCAGUACAAUCGCAAGGGUAAAUACGGUAUUAUUGGUGGCAGUGGAACCAACUGUGUCGAAGUAAUCAACCUUCACAAUCGAUACAUCACUUGUUCCUACCCAGCUGCCGGUUCAAUAUUAGCUGUAACUAGCUUCGAGGAACGAAUUGCAUUCGGCGGAACCGCCCCUGUCUUGAACAUUGUCACAUUCCACGAUCCAAAACACGAGAAAAAUAAGACUGAGGCUGAAGAAGAAUAUGAGUAUACGAAAACUGAACGAUGGUUUCCUGAUACAGAUUCUGAUACAACUGAAUGUAUGCCGAACGUUGAUCCAUCUACCAUUAGUCGCCCUGCGAUAUCAACUACUAGUCAGCAUAUUGUGUGA
Molecule: messenger RNA, 1479 nt
Organism: Zerene cesonia (dogface butterfly)
Lineage: Eukaryota; Metazoa; Arthropoda; Insecta; Lepidoptera; Pieridae
Exons: 8
Coding region: 1-1479 (492 amino acids)
Molecular function (GO): protein binding
Source: RefSeq, a predicted model, not a curated record